Solea solea (common sole) is the source of this 2290-nucleotide messenger RNA. Its product is annotated as galectin-3-binding protein A-like. Bases 435 to 2138 code for a protein of 567 amino acids. The transcript has 6 exons. Lineage: Eukaryota; Metazoa; Chordata; Actinopteri; Pleuronectiformes; Soleidae. Gene Ontology annotation, cellular component: membrane. The record is from RefSeq and is a predicted model, not a curated record.
ACUUUUGAUUCCUCUUUUCUGAGACAUCUUGUAUAAACCACAUUUGUUUCUUGCUACAUAGCUGUCUCCAGUUGUGCAAUAUUUGCAUGUUUGUUACCUAAGGAGCAGGAAUGGCGAAGUGAAACUAUACAGGCCCCUCGCACACUUUAAAAGGUGAGACGUGUGUCGUAGGGCAUCAAGAAGACGGCACAUUUGAGGACAGCAGAGGAGAGAAGGUAACGUGCCUUCAUGAUAUUUCAGCAUAUAUCACGUCAUUCUUACUUUUGAACUGUUCAUUUAAUUUGCUCGCAUUGAUGUUAACCUUGAUAGUUGAACGAAUUGAAUAUCUUAACCUUCAUAUUACUUUAAAUCAUGCACCUCCUAAUUGAUUUUUGUGUUCUUACUUCCUCCAUGAUGCAGUCACUGUCUGGUUCACUUACCAACAUAAACAGAAAAUGCCGUCUCGUCGAAAUAUGUGCCUGCUGUGGCUUCUCCUACUUCUCCAUGUCUGUGAAGGGGCAUUCAGAGUUGACCUGUUCAAAAACACAGCCCAGCCACAGGAGGGUGACGUGAGGCUGGUUGGUUCCAAAAGUCCUGCGGUGGGCCGUGUGGAGGUCUACCAUGACAGCAAAUGGGGGACAGUGUGCGACGAUGGCUGGGACAUGGCUGAGGCCCAGGUGGUGUGUCGGCAGCUCCACUUCCCUGGAGCAAAGUCUUUUGACAUCGGCCAGGACUAUGGACAAGUCACUGGCCCCAUUUGGCUGGAUGAUAUUCAGUGUAAUGGCAACGAGAAACAUCUGUUCAAUUGUGGGUUCAAAGGCUGGGGAGUAACCGACUGCACCCAUAAAGAGGAUGUUGGCGUUACUUGUGAAACCGAGGACAUGAGUUUGGGAGAUGCUAGACACUUGCUGGACCACACUUUCAGUCUCUCCGACGACCUUGGUAAAACAUUUGACGACCAACGUGGCUGCGACUUUCUGAUCAUAGUCAAGAGUGCCUCUGGAAACAAAAUGCAGAAUGGGACUCUGGAGAUGUUGGAAACGCAGAUCGGCGCCCACAAAAUGAUGCUCUCACCGUUCCCACUCUUUAAUGCUACUGAGGACAUUUAUAGCAUCACUGUGGAUGUCAGCCUCUCCUGCCGACCAUAUUUCUCCUCCUUUAUUAGGUACCUUUACACACGCAAGAUAAGCGUGACCUUGUCCUCUGUGCAGUGCAUCCACUGGAUGGCUUCUAAGUUCGAGGUGAAGCAGCUGGUAGAGGACUCAACCAGGCUCUUCACUCAAGUCCUCCCAGAGGACCCUUUGUUUCACACUCAGCUAUCCCUUUACAAAUAUGCAGAGGAGACUGGGGACUUGGUUCUCCGGGAGAAAUGCAUCCAGUACCUGGCCUGGAACUUCGUGAACCUGACCACAUCUCCAGCAUGGGAAGACAUUUCCGCGGAGCUCUUUGGAGUCAUUCUCUCCCGCUCAGACGUGGUGGUGCCCGGCGAGUUUUUUUUGCUCCAACGUGUAGAGAGCUGGAUCACAGAGAGGGGCGACGCCAUCAGUUUGAAAAGCCAGGUUGACCUCCUGAACCGCAUCCGUUUCCCCAUGAUCGCCGUGGAGAAACUGUAUGCACUUGAGGUCAACUCCUCCCUUUACAGCACUCAUCAAAAACUAUAUCAUGACAACAUGUUGAAAGCAUUCCAGUUUAAUGUUCUGCUCUUGAGCAACCUUAUGUCCAACCCAAAGUUUGACAACACUGAUGAGGAUUACCAGCCAAGGCUCUACACAGAUCCAUGGAGCAUUGCUGUUACCUCUAAUCAUCAAACCAGAACAUUCAGCACACCUAUCCACAACAGCCUGAUCUUUCAGGGUAAAAAGGCUGGCUGGGGGUUAGGCAUCUUCACGAGUCAGUAUCAAUGUUCAAACCAAGGGCUGCGCUGCAAGUCCCUCCCCAUGGUGAGGAUGAUACCCCAGAGCGACUACAGUAGGUACAAAGUUAUCUUUCACAAUCGUCUUCUGCUGAUGUGCCAAGGCAAGUACAUCUGUGAGGUCCAGGGUUUCAAGGACAACGUGGGCUAUAUCAGUGAAAAUUCGACCGUUGGUCUUUCCUAUCCCUGUCCUGACAACAAGUACACCUACCGCUUUGUAGUGAGACCAGAGUAUAUCGUAGCCUGAUGAAUCCUUCCAUAUGAUCACUCUGUUGCUUGUAAUCAACAUGGUCUGUGUAUCUAAAUAUGUUCUCACACUUCUGCAUUGAUUCAGCGAUUUGAAGCACUUGAUAUCGUUACCUGCUUUUUAAAAUGAGAAAUAAAACAGUCUCUCAAUUG